AGACGCAAGGGAUUGUUCAUCGUCUGCAUAGAGCGCACCCUCCAUCCUUCCCUCGCCCUCUCGCCUCGCGGCUCCGCGGACGAGAGCUCGCCGGUCGCCGUCGUACCUCGCCUGCAUCUGCGCGUCUGAGCAUCAGCAGCCAUGCCGCCGCCGCACUUCACGCCCUCGACGGCCAUGCCUGCGCCCGUGGCACCCGAUCUGCCCAAGGCGCUGCGCAACCUCGUCAAGGAUGCCUCGGCCAAGAUCAGAGCAGCACUGCUCUCGCGCGGGUCCGCCAACACGACGCUGGGCCCUGCGUAUCAGGCCAUCAAUGCCCUGCUGGCCGACCCGAACAUCCCGGCGCCGACGUCCGCUGGCAGCAGCGGCACCUCUUCCUCCGCUGCUGCAUCCUUCUCGGGCGCACAAGGCGCCACGUCUGCUGCCACAAAGGCGCAGAUCCGCACGUAUCUCUCGCAGCGUCUCAAUGGCGAGCUCAUGGACCUGUUCUCCGACGAGAUGGACCAGGCGGAUCUCACAAAGCUCUCGCUGCUCGCCGAGAUCCUGUGGCGUCUCUCGUCUCUGCUUGGGCCGGCAUGCAUGAUGCUCGAGUGGUGGGACGUGCUGCUGCGGCCGCUGCUCAAGAAUCCGGCGACCAAUGCGCGGGCCGCGACGCAGGCGCGCAAUCUCGUCGUCUUCUCCAUGACAGCAUCGUCGCCCUCGUCAUACCAAGACGAGCCUGAGCCGACUGCGCUGUGGCCUGCUGCUCCUCCUGGCACGCAGACGAUGCAGCGCAAGCGCGGCGAGGCGCCGUAUCCUCUCUCGUCCACCGAGGUCAUCUCUGCCGCCGAGCGCAGCAAGAGCAGAGAGCGGCGCGUGCCGUCAGGCGGCAGCUCGGGCAUGCCGCGCAUCGGCGGCAGUAACGAGCACUUCAAGCGCUUCACGCAGCGCAUCUUUGACCUGUACACCAGCGAGGCAAGUGCCACGCCUAUCGGACAGCGCGAGGAGGACGACGACAUCGCCGAGCUGGGCUCGACGUCGGGCGAGCACGGCGAGCCGGGCAAUGCCGAGUCUGCACAGCUGAUUGGCACGACCUGGAAGGGCAACCUCGAGGCCAUACUCAUCACCUACGGGCAAGAGCGGCCGAAGGAGUUCUUCCACCACCUGGCCGAGUCAUUCGUCGAGCCCACUGCACGCGUGCCCAUUUUGCUGCUGCUCACGAUCUUCCUGCGCCUCAACUCGAUCCACACGUACCACAUCACCUCGACGGCGCUGCCGCGCAUGCUCGUGCUGUCGGCGCAGCUCGACACCAGCACCACCUCGACGGCGCUGUGCAUCACGGCGCUCGUCAUCCUGCUGCCGCACAUUCCCAACUGGAUCGCAAAUGGCGGCGCUGGUGGUUUGCCGAGUCUGCUCGCCAUCUACGCGCGCAUCAUCGACUGGCGGCGACUGGGCGUCGGCUGGGAGGAUCGCUGCGGUGCGACAGAGGAGGAAGACGCAGAGCGACGCGAGCUGGAUGAGGAGUUCGGCGAGGUGGAGCGGCUGGGCAAGCGUUUGGCGAGCCGCAAGGAUCUGCAGUGGAAGCGACUCGCGAGCACGUUCGACACCGUCUCGUCCAGUCCGCCCGAUGCAGUCCAGUUCUUCACCUUCAUCUACGGCAUCUUCCCGUGCAACGUCAUUCGCUUCCUGCGUGCGCCGAUCGACUAUCUGCGCAAGGCACAGUACGACUCGCCGUUCGAGGACACGUGGGAAGACACCAUCGACGAGCUGGCCGUGCAGACGCGCAGCGCACCCGUGCUGCGACGCCACGUCCUGCACCCGGCGCUGGUGACGCUGACGGCGGAGAACGAGGUCAGCGACAAGCAGCGCUGGCGGGAUCACGACGCCGCAGACAUCACUGCCGAGUGCAUCAACCUCUUCUUGGGCACCUGGCACGACUCGCACGAGGACAGCCAGUUCGCAACGGUGCGCGAUCGAGCAUUCUCUACGGCCAGCGCCGCAACAUCAGAUCCGCGAUCGCGCUCCGCCUCGCUCGGCGCGGAGAGUCAAGAUCUCACCAAGGCCGAGCUGCGCAAGAUGCUCGAGCAGACGCAGCCCACGCCAUUGCUUCGCGACAGCACGGUGCUUCGCCCAGGCGCCGCACGGCAGUUCUCGCCUCUGCGCAUCGGCAGCGGCCGGGCUAUGACAGAGGCGUCAUCGGCGGCGCAGCGCAGCGCGAACGAGGCGGAUGAGAUCCUGUCUCGGUACACAGCGCUGCGGUGGGGCGCGCCGCUGCAAAGCACGACGACCGUCCGCACGCCGUCAGGCGGCAGCGAGCCACCGGCCAGUCGGCCGACCCGUUCAGCGACGAUGUGGGGCGCUCCGCAGCACCAGCCGCCGCACACGUCCAGCGGGCUGGCCUUCCAUCAGCCACGUUCUGGACUUGCUUCUGCAGUCACGACGGCAGCGCACUCCUCGGCGGCCAAUGCGCGCAGCACAGGCGCCGCGGGCAAGCUCAGCGAGACGCUGUCGACGCCGCCAUCGCCGCUCUCCCAGGCGCUGCGCUCGCGCACGCGUGAGCGCUCCGGCUCGAUGUCGUCCGUCCUGUCGCUCUUGCCGUCCUCGACAGAUGCGUCUUCGGUCGUGCCGCGCAGCAGCCACGACCACCCCCUGAUCAGUUCGAUGUUGAAGCAGUCCUCGAGGUCGACCGCCGGCUCGCCAGUGCUGCGGCCGGUGCGCACGGAGGUGUACACCGAGCUGGCGUACUUGCAGCGCGAGAACCUGCUUCUGCGCAACGAGCUCAACUUCGAGCUGUACCUCAAGGAGCAGCACCUGCGGCACAUCGGCCGUCUGCACCGCGACCGCAUCGCCGACACGGCGCUCGAGGCCGAGCGUCAGAACCUGUACCACUCCGUGCGAGUCAUGCGCGCUCAGCUCAGUGCCACGCUGCAGGCGCAGGAGCGCCAGCGCGCCGAGGUGGCCACUACAAAGUCGCGUCACAGCGCGUGGGAGAACGAGCUGAACCAGAAGCUCAAGACCUAUCGCGAGGAGCGCAAGACGUGGAUGGCCGAAGGCCGUGAGCUUAGAAGCGCACUGGAAGAUGCGCGUGCAACAGUCUCGAUGCAGGCACGCCAGAUCGACGAGACAGGCGCCGAGCUCUUCGAGCUGCGGCAGCAAGUCGGUGUGGACCGACUCAAGCUGUCCAAGAUUGCCGAGUACGAGCGCAAGGUGCAGCAGCUCUCGCUGGCGCUGCAGACGUGGGGCGACGACGUGCGCCGCUGCGAGGAGCAGCGCCGCGAGAUGGAGCUGCUGCUCUCGCGCUGGGAGGAGAUGCAGAUGAUCCUGCAGUCGUCCGACGAGGCGCUCGAGCAGGCCAACGACCGCGCGGACGCCAACGCAUCGCACGUCGCAAGGCUGGAAGAGGCGCUCGAGGAGGCACAGCGUCGCAUCCAGCAACUCGGCAACUCGGAGCGCAGCGUGCACUCUGCAGCGCUGCAGCUGCCCAAGAGCGCGGCAUCGCCUCGCUUUGUGCCGCGCUCGCCGCAGACGCAUCUGCGCACGUCCGAGACAGACAGCGCUACUCCCGAGGCGACACGUCUGCGCUCGCGCGUCGAGCAGCUGGAGGCGGAGGUGCUCGAGCUGCGCGUCAGAGCGGAGGCCAGCGAGUCUGCGCAGGCGUAUGCUCGACUCCGUCAAGAGCUGCCUGUGCCGCCACCAGCGCAAGAAGAUCCGGUCGAGCGAGCGCUGUCCUUCCAUGAAGCCGACAUCCAGCCGCUGGACCUUGGCGCCGCUGUUGCGACGCCUGCUGCUGGCGAUGCUAGCUCGCCGGACCCGCCAGCAGUUGAAGCAGCAGCAGAGCAGGGCGAAGAGGAAGCGGCGAAGCCUGAGGCCGCGAACGAAGAGAGCCAGGAGCAAGCGUGAUGUGCCUGAGAGCUGUAAACGAAAUGAGAUUUGCCU
Molecule: messenger RNA, 3912 nt
Organism: Tilletiopsis washingtonensis
Lineage: Eukaryota; Fungi; Basidiomycota; Exobasidiomycetes; Entylomatales
Exons: 3
Coding region: 142-3876 (1244 amino acids)
Biological process (GO): regulation of cell cycle; negative regulation of TOR signaling
Cellular component (GO): TSC1-TSC2 complex
Source: RefSeq, a predicted model, not a curated record